This is a messenger RNA of Bacidia gigantensis, 1188 nucleotides long. RefSeq lists its product as uncharacterized. Gene Ontology annotation, biological process: RNA catabolic process. The transcript is spliced from 2 exons. Gene Ontology annotation, cellular component: extracellular region. Gene Ontology annotation, molecular function: RNA binding; ribonuclease T2 activity. Bases 1 to 1188 code for a protein of 395 amino acids. NCBI's taxonomy places the organism in Eukaryota, Fungi, Ascomycota, Lecanoromycetes, Lecanorales, Ramalinaceae. The record is from RefSeq and is a predicted model, not a curated record.
AUGUCUACAGUAUAUCCUGCCCUUCAGAGACUGUCAAAGUAUGCGCAGGUAGUGCUACUUUCCUCCGCCUGCUCGGUUCUUGGGGGCACACCUCCAAGCUGCCCCAACGCACAAGUAUCGUGCCAAAACACAACGGCCGUGGCAGACACUUGCUGCUUCAACGCCCCUGGUGGGCAACUUCUACAGACACAAUUCUGGGACUACAAUCCACCCACUGGCCCCUCCGACUCGUGGACGGUCCAUGGCCUCUGGCCUGAUCACUGCGAUGGCACAUACGACGCAAAUUGCGACCCUGCACGAGCCUACACCAAUAUCUCCUCCAUCAUCUCCGCCGCUGGAGCAACCGAUCUCCUCAGCUACAUGAACACAUAUUGGAAAGACUACCAAGGGAACGACGAGUCAUUCUGGGAGCACGAGUGGGAAAAGCACGGAACCUGCAUCAGCACCCUCGAGCCCGGCUGCUACGCGAACUACGUCCCGCAGCAAGAGGUGGUCGCAUACUUCCAGAAAGCAGUGGACCUCUUCAAGACCCUGACGUCCUAUACAUUUCUCUCCAACGCAGGUAUCGUGCCUAGCAGCACGGCGACCUACACGUCCGCGCAGAUUCUCGCGGCGUUGAAAGCGCCUCGUGGCGUCGAUGUGGCGAUUCAGUGCGCGAACACGAACGAGUUUGACGAGAUAUGGUACUUUUUCAAUGUCAAGGGCAGCGUGCAGACUGGACAGUUCAUUCCCGCCAAUCCAGGCGUCAAAUAUCUCCCCAAAGGAGGCACCACCCCGCCCUCAACCACAACAAGCAAACCCACCACCUCCCCCACCUCCUCGCCUGGCAACCCUUUCUCCGGCCGCGGCACCCUCCAAGUCUCCACUUCCGGUCAGGCUAAAGGCUGCAUCAUCAGCGGCGGUACAUGGUACACCACCGGCACGUGCGCAACAUUCACAGCUGCAGCGUCAGGGGCUGGGUUCACGUUGACGAGCAGUAAGGGAAAAUGUGGCGUGCAGGGGAACAAUCUUGUUUGUGGGACGAGCGUCACGACGGCGACGGUAUUUACCGCGGGAGGUGCGGACCUUGCCAACCCGAGUGGAGGCACGACGUGGUAUGCGGCUAGUGUGCCGAGUGGGAGUACGCAGGUUACGGUGAGCACGGCAAAGGCGGCGACGGGGCUGGUGAUUGAGUGGCAGAGUGCUUGA